Molecule: messenger RNA, 540 nt
Organism: Oldenlandia corymbosa var. corymbosa
Lineage: Eukaryota; Viridiplantae; Streptophyta; Magnoliopsida; Gentianales; Rubiaceae
Source: the annotation of a GenBank genome assembly
AUGGACAAUCAGCAAGUAGUCAUUCUGAACGAUGGUGGGAGACGGUUGGUAGCUCCUUCACGACCCUAUGAAAUUUUAUUGUUGUUUUGGGAUUGUAUCAAGGGGGAAAUUGAAGCAGGAAAAGUCAUGGUUGAGCAAAUAACAUCGAGUCAUGAUAUCAUGGAGGAAUCUAGUCAAGCAGUUCUUAAAAUAAGGAGAAUUUUCGAAAAGUUAAAGGAAAUUGCUUUAGAGAAGGAUCCUGAAGUACAACAUAAUCUAAAGAAGAAGGAUCAAAAGUAUCUACGCGCUUUUUAUGCUCUGAGGAAAACAGAUAACCGUCGCGUUAGACUGAAUGAUGAUGAGAAAGUAGCAACUGAUGAAAUAUAUUCUGCUGCUACAUUUCAAGAGCCAAAUUAUGUGGCCAAGGACUUCUGUGAUGUGCUCGUUAAAAGUUGCAACUUCUAUAAUCUGGUGGUUGCGGCUAACGUUGCUAUAACUAGAGAUUGGGAUGAUGCUCUACGUUUCCUCAGUGUGGACAUUAAACAAACUAAUGAGUUCUAG